AUGUUUCAGAAUCUAUGUCACGUCACAAAAACAUCAAAGCUUCAAUAUCUCAAUCUUAGAACUUCAAGAUACAUGAUAAACACAUUUAACCGUGAUUAUGUGACUCAACCGCAACAAGAACUUCCGAAUAGAAACUUAGAUAUGUACAUUGACACAUCUAUUCCU
Messenger RNA from Cetraspora pellucida, 165 nucleotides. The record is from the annotation of a GenBank genome assembly. Lineage: Eukaryota; Fungi; Glomeromycota; Glomeromycetes; Diversisporales; Gigasporaceae.